GCUUUGUGUGUUUAUGUGUGUGUAGGAGGGAGGCAGUCUUUUAGCAUAAAUAGGCAAACCGCUGUCAGUAUUUCAAACUCAGGGACCAGCAGAGAAGACCCAACCUGAACAAACAGGGAUUUGAAAUACUACACUGGACACACGCCAGCUACAAGAAUGCUUUGUGUAUAUAUUUUCCUGGUGCUGGCUCUGAGCAGAGUGGGACUGAGUUCUCUGCAGGAUAAGCAGACUGAUUUUGGGCUGAAGGUCUUCUACCAGUUGGCCCAGGAGUCAACAGACAAGAAUGUGGUCUUGUCCCCAUAUGGCGUGGCCUCUGUUCUGGCCAUGGCUCAGCUUGGUGCAAAUGGAAACACCAGCAAGGCCUUAACCACAGCUAUGGGUUUUUCUCUGCGAGAGCGGGGGAUGCUUCGGCAGCAGUGGCUUCUGCAGCGGGGCCUGUCCACUGAGGAAGGGGUAGAAAUAGCCAACGGGGUGAUGGUGGAGAGGAAGAUGAAUCUGGAGAAGAGAUAUCACCGGACCUUGGCCAAGGCCUUCAAGACCAACCCUCACCAGGUGGACUUCACGAAGCCAGACCAAGCCAUCAGCGUUAUCAAUGCAUGGGUCUCAGAUCACACUGCAGGUCUUAUCCCUGAAUUCUUGCAGUCUGGAUUGGAUCAAAGGCUGUGUGUGUCGAAGGUCCUGCAAAAACUGAAAAUUGAGGUGAAUGAAGAGGGAACCAAAGGAGCAGCAUCAACAGCUGCUGUCCUGUUUUCUCGUAUGGCCGUAGAGGAGAUCAUUCUAGACCGACCGUUCCUUUUCCUUAUCCAGCACAAACUCACAGGUGCUGUUCUUUUCAUGGGUCAGUUCAACCAGCCUCAGCAGUAACCCGCUCUGAAAACCUUUCAUUCCCCUGCGUGAGGCUACUAAAAUUCCACAUGACCAUCCAAUGGAUGACAUAUCUGACAUAUAC
Pundamilia nyererei is the source of this 949-nucleotide messenger RNA. Its product is annotated as plasminogen activator inhibitor 1-like. Gene Ontology annotation, molecular function: serine-type endopeptidase inhibitor activity. Gene Ontology annotation, biological process: negative regulation of plasminogen activation; negative regulation of vascular wound healing; negative regulation of endopeptidase activity. The transcript is spliced from 7 exons. NCBI's taxonomy places the organism in Eukaryota, Metazoa, Chordata, Actinopteri, Cichliformes, Cichlidae. The record is from RefSeq and is a predicted model, not a curated record. Bases 157 to 864 code for a protein of 235 amino acids.